This is a messenger RNA of Prosopis cineraria, 305 nucleotides long. RefSeq names its product peptidyl-prolyl cis-trans isomerase-like. NCBI's taxonomy places the organism in Eukaryota, Viridiplantae, Streptophyta, Magnoliopsida, Fabales, Fabaceae. The coding region runs from base 49 to 279 and encodes 76 amino acids. The transcript is spliced from 5 exons. The record is from RefSeq and is a predicted model, not a curated record.
CUUCGUUUUUAUGGAAGUUUGUGUAGAUCUUUUUUACCUGUAGGAAAGAUGGUUUUUGAGCUAUUCAAAGAUGAUGCCCCUGCCUCCGUAGAAAAUUUCUGUGCACUAUGCACUGGAGAAAAGGGAACUCGGGAGCAAGGUUGUAUUCGUUUUCCCCUACACUACAAGGAUUCUACCUCUUAUCACUUUGGGAAAGGCGGCUCCUAUGUGAAGGGGGUGAUUUCUGCCAUUCAUACGCCGUACAUGGAUAAAGUAUUUAUGGUGCAAAUUCCCAAGUGAGAAUGCCAUUCAUGCUUUUAAGUUCU